Molecule: messenger RNA, 381 nt
Organism: Papaver somniferum (opium poppy)
Lineage: Eukaryota; Viridiplantae; Streptophyta; Magnoliopsida; Ranunculales; Papaveraceae
Product: auxin-induced protein 15A-like
Exons: 1
Coding region: 1-381 (126 amino acids)
Biological process (GO): response to auxin
Source: RefSeq, a predicted model, not a curated record
AUGAAAUCAUCAGUUAAGAAACUAGCAAAGAAAGUGAAGAUAGGUGCCCGAGGAGGAUCAGUUGAUGGUAAGCAUUCGCCGCACUUCGAAUUAUUACUUAGUGAUCAUUAUGAAGAUUCAUCUCCGGCGACAACUCCAACGGGCACGUUAGCUCUAUAUGUAGGAGAAGAAAGACAAAGAUUUGUAGUUCCAACUGGAUUUCUUUCUCAUCCGUUGUUUAAAAUGUUGUUAGAGAAAACACAAGCUGAAUUCGGAUAUGAACAAAGAAAUGGAUUAGUUAUUCCAUGUAGGGUCUCUACCUUUGAAGAAGUUGUUAGUGUGAUCGAAUGUUGUCAUGGACAGUUUGAUAUUGCAAGGUUAGUUGAUGAAAUCUCAUGCUAA